AAUGCACGGAGAGAAACGGCUUGUUUACAGCCGUCAUUUCUUGUUUAAAACAGUCGUAGUGCAAAUAGAAACUCGUUUCUUUUUUGGUACAAGCACAAGUACAAGUGAAAUUGAGUGUUACCAUUAUUUAAAAUGUAAUAAAAAGGUGGUCCAUUGACAAAGGUGUACAAAAAUACCUUAAAUUUUGAAAAACCAAGUCAAGUCCAGUGAUGAAUCCGCCAACUGACGAUCCCUUGCAGUACUGUCGGUUUUGUUUUUCGCAAUUCCGAGUGGAACCACUGCUUUCCAAUGGUCCAAAGGACGAGCAACUGGUCAACCAAAUCAGUUCCCUUAUCCAGAUCGAGCUGGAUCCCAACCAGGCUGCGACCACUGCGAUUUGCUCAAUGUGUCGCCAACAGUUGGCGGAAUUUCAACUGUUCCGCGAUCGGUGCAACCACCACGAUGCCAUCGUACGGCAAAAGAUCGAUGGCAAUCAAUGUAGCCAAAAUGAUCUUUGGUUCGCUGUGGAACCUUUGGGCGAUGGUGAAGAUUCUGACGGAGGCAUCGGUCCACCGACGAAAAAUGACCCACUUCAGGAUGCUUCUGAUGUUGUUUCGAAAAGGAGAACAAGAGACAGCUUUUGGCGAGCCAUUUCGCAGGACGUUGGUGUCAUUCCAGAUCACAUCAAACGCGCCCUCGAACUGACCGGAUUCUAUCGAAAUGCGUCACUAGGGAUGAUCUCGCCUAUGACAAUCAAACAGAUCGAACAGGACAUGCGCGAUACGGUGGAGUAUGUGACCUCCAGUAAGGGUUCACUGGGAGGAAAUCGAUGGGAGGUUCUCCGACAGCAUUACGGCGCAGUUUAUUGCAAAAAUCCGUCGAAAUUCAAAUUCCUAGCUGGAGAAGUGCAGACAAUCCUUUCGAUUACGGCUGCCGUCCAAGAAAAUGGGAUAAACGAGUAUCUGAGCAAAGCAUGCGUUACACACAGCCGUAAAGAACGGUUGAAUGCGGCGGAUGAACCGGAUGAUGCUGAAACACUAACAGAGAAACUGGCCGAUAAGAUUCAGGAUUACUACAGACAACAUGCCAACGAUAGUGAAGAGUUUGGAGCAUUUUUCGCGAGGCUGCCGGGCGUGGAUAGGUGCGUCGUGCGCUAAAGGGAGGACGGAACCAUUAUAGGACUUAUGUACUGCUCGUACUGUAACAUGCACCUGCAAGUUACUAGGGAUGGUAACUCGUGGCGCAUUCACAACUUUGUGAAACACUGCCAGCAGCACUACCGGGUGGAGUACCGAACGGUGAAGAAAAAGUGAGCCAAGGAUGAUCGAAAGCACGCGACGGUUUUUUAGUUUACUGGAUAGUGACUAGUAAAUGCGAUGCAAAAUACAUAAAUGAUUAGGUGAUUGACUGAAAACAACUUGUUUUUAUCUUUCUUGAUUGUAAAUGAAUGUUUUUAAGACCUUUGAAAACUGGUUGUAAUAUAAAUAUUGUUGAUUGCUA
This is a messenger RNA of Culex quinquefasciatus (southern house mosquito), 1479 nucleotides long. RefSeq lists its product as uncharacterized. Gene Ontology annotation, cellular component: nucleus. The transcript has 3 exons. The record is from RefSeq and is a predicted model, not a curated record. Gene Ontology annotation, molecular function: zinc ion binding. Lineage: Eukaryota; Metazoa; Arthropoda; Insecta; Diptera; Culicidae. Bases 210 to 1136 code for a protein of 308 amino acids.